AUGGCCAUAUCCGCAGGUAUCUCAAAGAGAACGUUCAAUUUCGUUUAUCAUUAUUUCAACUAUGGGAAAUGGAUUCCAUCAAUGACAAAGUUGAAGCAAACAGAGGUAGAUUGCGAGUAUCUAAGGCGUUGCUGCGAAAAUCUGACAGUAGAAAACAGGCGAUUGACAAAGGAGGUAAACGAGCUGAGAGCACUGAAGCUUUCCCCACAGUUUUACAUGAAUACGUCCCCUCCUACUACCCUUACCAUGUGUCCUCAGUGUGAGCGUGUGGCUGUCUCGUCCACGUCUUCAGCAACUCGCCAAUGCAAUCCAGCAGCAGCUCACCACCAACGACCAAUUCCCGUGACCUCGUUGGCUGCCAUGAUUCCAUCUCAACCACUUGAUGCCAACAGCCACAAUGCCUAA
This is a messenger RNA of Fraxinus pennsylvanica, 405 nucleotides long. The record is from the annotation of a GenBank genome assembly. Lineage: Eukaryota; Viridiplantae; Streptophyta; Magnoliopsida; Lamiales; Oleaceae.